AUGACAAAGGAUAGCGACAAGACGCCUGAAAAUGGCAAUACUCAAGCCACCGAGCGCCUGAAUCUGGUCUCGUCGCAUAUCUCCCCGAAGAAAAAUAAAGCAAACUCCAGCGCGUCUCGUCUACCAGCGGACCACUCCGACGUGCUCGGCCAAAUUGCCACGCUCCGAGAAAUCGCUGCAACACCAGACCCCAACCACCGCGGCUACGUCCGCCAGAAACAAGCUGGUAAACUAUGGGUGCGCGAGCGCAUUGAGCAACUCCUCGACCAGGGCAGUUUCCAAGAAAUUGGAUCCGUGUCUGGCACAGUGAAAUGGAAGAAGACUGCGCCUAUGCGCGAGACGCCCGUUGCUUUCGUGCCUAGUAACAAUGUUCAAGGCGCUGGGACUCUGCGAGGCAGAAAGGUCUUGCUUACUGCAGAUGAUUUUAGUAUCCGGUCUGGUCACGCAGAUGGCGCUAGCCAUGGGAAGACGCUGUAUGUGGAGAAAUUGGCCGUUGUACUACGGAUGCCGGUCAUCAAGCUGGUUGAUGGUAGCUCUGGUGGAGGUAGUGUGACUACUAUCCGGAAAGAGGGAUGGAGUUAUCUUCCCCAUGUCGCGUCGUUCGGACCCGUUAUUCAGCAGUUGAAUAUGGGUAUUCCUAAUCUGGGUGCUGUUGUUGGACCGGCUAUUGGUCUCGGUGCUGCGCGUGUCGUCUCUUGUCACUUUUCUGUGAUGGCGGCAGACAUCGGCUCGCUGUUUAAUGCUGGGCCCAAGGUUGUGGAGGGUGCAACAUUCGAGGAAGGUCUGAACUUCCAGGACCUUGGAGGGCCGAUGGUUCAUUGCACGAACGGCACAAUUGAUAACCUCGCUGCCAACGAAGCCGAGUGCUUUGAGCAGCUGCGGACUGUUCUGAGCUACCUACCGAAUUCCGGCAGUGAGGCUCCGCCCGUGAUUCCAUGCAGUGAUCCUGAAGAUCGUGAGGAUCAGGCACUACGCAGCAUUAUUCCUCGCCGACAGGCCCGCAUGUACAAUCCUCGUACGAUCAUCACCUCGGUCGUUGACCGGGGCUCUUGGUUCGAGAUCGGUGCACUCUGGGGUCGAACUGCCAUCGGCGGUCUCGCGCGUCUUGGUGGACACCCCGUCGGUGUUAUUUCGCUCAACUGCGAGGUGAACAGUGGUGCAUUGGAUGCUGCUGGUAGUCAGAAACUCACUCGGCUAUUGAAGAUGUGCGAUGUGAUGAACCUACCUAUUGUGCAGUUCCUCGACGUCCCCGGCUACGCCAUCGGCACUGUCGCCGAACGCACUGCAACCAUGCGCUGGGGCGUCGAGCUAGCCAAAACGUACUACACAACCACAAUGCCAAUCUUCAACGUGGUCACACGCCGAGUCUACGGUGUCGCCGGUGGCGUGAUGAUAGGCAGCCGCGACCCGGAAAUGCAAGUUGCAUGGCCAUCCGGACAAUGGGGCUCACUACCUCUGGAUGGUGGCAUCGAGGUGGGACACCGACACGAGCUGCGCGAAGCAGAGAAAGUUGGUAAGAAGGAGGAGCGGUACAAAGAGCUUGAGGAAGAGUAUCUACGUCUGAUGAAUCCCGUGCGCACAGCAAAUGCGUUUGGGGUGGAGGAGAUUAUUGACCCAAAAGAUACGAGGAGUGUUUGCUGUGCUUGGGCUUCGCAUAUUUAUGAUGUGCUUAUGCGUGAGAGAUUGGCUGCUCGGGCUUGUGGAAAGAUUCACCCAUCGUUUGCUUGA
Messenger RNA from Penicillium cinerascens, 1728 nucleotides. RefSeq lists its product as uncharacterized. NCBI's taxonomy places the organism in Eukaryota, Fungi, Ascomycota, Eurotiomycetes, Eurotiales, Aspergillaceae. Gene Ontology annotation, molecular function: propionyl-CoA carboxylase activity. The record is from RefSeq and is a predicted model, not a curated record. The transcript has 3 exons. Bases 1 to 1728 code for a protein of 575 amino acids.